CUGUGCUCUCGGCUUGUGCCCGGGGAACGAGCUGCUUAAGAAUGUUUGGCCUUCGGAAAUUCGUCGUUCAGAUGAUGAGGUAAAAUUGUUCAAUCGUCCUUUACUCAAGAAUUACAAACUCUUAGAAAAUUCAGUCAGCUCGCAACGAUAUCGUUAAAAAGUUAUCCAAAAUCAUUCGUACCUGUAAAUACGUAUUUACUAACUGAUUACCUUCGAAUUAUUAUUUGAGUGAAAGAUACAAGCAUUUCUUAUUGAUUUUUUUUUGCUUCACAAUACUUUUGAUAGCAAAAAGAAAACUUAAACGAAAGUAAGAGAGCUAAAGUCACCGUUAAAGAAUGCGCUUUAAAUUCUCUUUGAGUUUAUAUACAAUAGAAGUAAAUAAGAAUAUUGUCCAAAACUUUUGAAGCCUACAGCCCCUUUAAAAGACACGCAACUCUGAAACAGUAAGAUAUGUUACUGAAAGAGGUGAUGAAAUUCAGAUUUAUUCAAGUGUUUAUCAGAUUUGAAAAAUUUUAGUUUAUAGAAAAAUAGUUAGUUCGAAACUGCUACAGAUUAGAUAUUCUAUUAUGAAUACAUGUAUGAUAAUACUUGACUGAAUCAAAACUCUUUAAAUUUGGAGCUAAAGAUAAAAUGGCGUUGAGCGUUGACUCACAACAGCUUGUCAAUUAUUUUCUCACAUAAUUCGAAAUGGUUUUUCCCCUUGAAAAAUCAGCACGAUAUCAUUUUUACAUAGUUUAAUUAUAAUUCUUCCUUUGGUGAAUGAGAAUUUAAUAAUUCUUCUUUUGUUGAUUCUUAUUUAUUUUUUAAUAGUCUCCAAGUUACUAAGUUUUCGAAGAAAGGAAUGCUCAUGUGAAAGUUGCUCUCAUGCAGGCAUAAUAACAUCUUUGCAGUAUACUUGAAUGAAUGCGUAUAAAUGUUAUUCUUUGUUUCAUGGCCCAAUAUCAAUUAAAAUAUCGGAUGACGGUCAAUAGGAAAUCAUUCUCCCUUACAGCCAUGAAACUUCUGAUAUAAAUUGUCGAUUUAUACGCUUAAACGACUACUGAACGCAUCCAUUAUCAGUGCAUAUUUAGGUAAAGGGUGCAUAGAAGUCGACUGCUUGAAUUUCUGAUAUUUUCUUAAAAUGUUUCUGAUAAAAGAAAAAUUUGAAGUUCUUCGCUUAUAUUAAAAAAAAAAUCUUUUUAAAAUGGAUCCAUAUAUUGAAAUGAAUGAGAGCAUUAUAGCAGUUAAUGCGACAGAAGAAGUUCCCGACAGAAAUGUAUUCAUCCUCCCUUGGUGGCAGCAACUUGUAUGGACUUUGGUCUUUGGUUGUAUGAUUUUCGUCGCAACAGGUGGUAACGUCAUUGUCAUGUGGAUUGUCUUAGCGCACAAGAGAAUGCGAAGCGUCACUAAUUAUUUCCUAGUGAACCUCAGCCUGGCUGACACCAUGGUGUCAACUUUGAAUGUCAUCUUUAAUUUUAUCUACAUGCUGGAUGGACACUGGCCGUUUGGCGAAGCCUACUGCAAAAUUUCAAACUUCAUAGCGAUUGUCUCAGUAGGGGCCUCUGUUUUCACGUUGAUGGCGAUUUCAAUUGAUAGAUAUAUAGCUAUCAUGCACCCUCUUAAACCAAGGAUGUCUCGAACCACGACCCUCAACAUAACUGUUCUGAUUUGGAUCUUGAGCAUCAUUUUGUCAUUUCCAAAUCUUCUCUAUUCUGUGACUCGUGUCGAAACCUUCGGUAAUGGCGACUACAGAGUCAUUUGUUACAUGGAAUGGCCGGAUGGACCCAUGACUCGAAGCGACGACGAAUACAUCUACAACGUUGUGAUUCUGGUUGUAACCUACGUGCUGCCCAUCACCUCGAUGACUUUCACAUACUUCAGAGUUGGCCGAGAAUUGUGGGGGAGCCAGAGCAUCGGCGAAUGCACCCAGAAGCAGAAAGAGAGUGUCAAGUCCAAGAGGAAGAUCGUGAAAAUGAUGAUCGUAGUAGUGGUGAUAUUUGCUGUGUGCUGGCUUCCCUACCAUGUUUACUUCCUUUUGGCCCAUCACUUGCCUUGGAUUAUAACAGUUUCCAAUGUGCAGCACACUUAUCUCUCCAUCUACUGGUUGGCUAUGUCGAACUCCAUGUAUAACCCCAUUAUUUAUUGCUGGAUGAAUAGCAGGUUUCGUCAGGGAUUCAAACGCGUGUUUUGUUGUUGCAAGUGGAAAGAGGAGCACGCCAAUCCCUUCGAAAAGCGCAAUUUUGCAACAGUGCGCCACAGUUAUUCUGAGCCCUAUACCGACACCAGAGUGACCAUCAAUGGAAAUACCAACUUAGCGCUACACACAGUUACAGAAUCUCUGAAUGGAAGCCACACUUCGAGCACCCCAUUCCUUACUCCGAAAACACCACGCACUGACAAGUUUUCCAAUGUGUAGUGAAUGGGCAAUAAGGAGUUCGAAGAUAUAUUUUCAGUCUUAAAUUCAAUACGCACAUUCUUUAUUUGCCUACAAUUAACGAAAAUUAAGUUAAAAAAUUGUUCUAUUUGCUUAUAGCAACAUGCAUGUUUACAUUCUAGUCCUAAUUUGAAUUGUUGGAAUAUCGGUAAGUAGAACAUUCAUCAUUCGAACUUCGAUGUUUAUUGGUAAAUGGACAGUUCAAACAUCCGAAUCAAAAGAAUAUUGAUAUUAAUUGGGGUAUUUUCAUUUUGAACAUUGGUAUUAAUUCAUUUUUGACAUUUUGAAUGUGUGUGACAGUAGAAAUAUCGAAUAUUUUUUAAAACAUUUCGAACAAAAGGAAAAAAAGCAUGCAGGAACUCGAUUCUAUUGGAAAUCUUACAAGGCAUUUUAUGAUAAACUGCUGAAACAGCUUUAUUUAAUGGUCUUCACAGUAUAUAAAUAUGAGAUUUGGGAAACAUAGCGAUGCUCAUUAGACUCUAAACGUUAGUUUACAAAGAGAAUAAUACCGUGCCAGGACUGAAGAAAACUGAGAACUAUUUUGAUGAAAACUGUCAGAGAAUUUCAGGAAGUUAUGUACAUAAAUGUAAAAAUAAAAUGUAUGUCUUUGAAUUGACUUGAAAUAGCCAGAUGGACUUCUAUAAAUAGUUGUAUUCUUGUUCUGAGAACCACAAACAAGAAAUCAGCUAUAUUUUUCAUUUUAUCUGGUUAAAAAAUAUCGUUGAAGUCAAAAUAAUUUUUCAUUCAAAACUUAUUGAAAGUCUGGAAUUAUGCAUCAAGAAUUUCAACAGAAAAAUAUAAAUAUAGCCAUAACUGGUUGCUUUGUUUCAAGUAUAAAUAACAGUUCUCACUACUAUCUUUCAUCUACUCAAAACAGUUCUUUCACUACUAUACCGGCCCAGCCGACCGCUCACAUUCUAUAUGGGUUUGCCAAUUUCAGUUUCAUACGAGAAGUGCAUUAUGCAAAGAAAGGAAAACUCAUUUUACAUCCCUUUUUUUAAACAGAAAUUGGCCUGGCAAUGUGGAAUUCGCACGACCCUUUAGGCUGGGUUGGGAGUGAAAGGGUUAAAAUAUUGAUAUUAAAUAAAUACUAUAAUUAUUCAACUUCAAGUAUUUCUUUUGUUAUAUGUGCAUUGCAAGAUGGAUGAAGUUUCAACCUUAGAGUUUCAAAAGCUUUGUCUUUUUUUUUAAUAUAUAUCUAUUUUCAA
Molecule: messenger RNA, 3621 nt
Organism: Argiope bruennichi
Lineage: Eukaryota; Metazoa; Arthropoda; Arachnida; Araneae; Araneidae
Product: tachykinin-like peptides receptor 99D
Exons: 5
Coding region: 1184-2395 (403 amino acids)
Biological process (GO): G protein-coupled receptor signaling pathway
Cellular component (GO): plasma membrane
Molecular function (GO): tachykinin receptor activity
Source: RefSeq, a predicted model, not a curated record